AUGGCCGAGGCCGGAGAAUUCAUUACAGUGGCCACCAGUCCGCCUUCCACUUCAGCCAAGCCUCAACGGAGGUCCCGGGCUGUAUCCAACCUGACGCGACAGCAAGUCCAACACAAACGAGAUCAGGAUCGUAGGGCGCAACGGCGCCUCCGGGAAGGAAACAAGACCUGCGUCGAAUCUCUCGAAAGCACAAUCACUUGCCUGAAAUCUACUCAUGCUGAAGAGAUUGCCGCUAAAGAGAGAACCAUCAAAAAUUUGAAUGAUGAGAUGAGGACGGACGAUUGCCGUGGCAGCGCGGCUGGUUCGUCAUGCCAGAUGCCCUCCCCCAGGCACCUCAGGCAGGAGAGCGUAGCUCUUGCAAUACACUUUUCAGCGCACACCCUCAAAGGGUUCACAGCGAGGCAAUCCGGCCCCUCCGUAUCAGACGCUGCAUGCCAGACGGAGCUGGCUACAACCAAAUCUACAGCCCUUACACGCCAUUUAGCGCCAAGCACGCUCUUAGACCACAUUCUCCUUGGAUUUCUCCGUUUUCAUUCUCACCCGACUUCCACAGAUGCCGCACAACCUCUCAUGGGAGGUUCGGAUGUGUCGCUGAAGGCUUACCUCCACACUGAGCUCUAUGGUAGCAUAGAUCCAAUCAGCAGGCUUAUGAACGAGGUUCUGUCCACGUUUGCCCACGUCCGAGCACCGGAAAAGAUUUCCUUCAUCCGUGCGCAGUGGCAAGUCUACCCUACCAAGUCCACUUUCGCCGAUCUACCACGUUGGCUCCGACCUGCGGCAACCCAGAUUACGGUACCGCAUGAUGCUUGGAUAGAUAACAUACCUUGGUAA
Messenger RNA from Verticillium alfalfae VaMs.102, 831 nucleotides. RefSeq lists its product as hypothetical. The transcript has 4 exons. Lineage: Eukaryota; Fungi; Ascomycota; Sordariomycetes; Glomerellales; Plectosphaerellaceae. The record is from RefSeq and is a predicted model, not a curated record. The coding region runs from base 1 to 831 and encodes 276 amino acids.